Molecule: messenger RNA, 255 nt
Organism: Entrophospora candida
Lineage: Eukaryota; Fungi; Glomeromycota; Glomeromycetes; Entrophosporales; Entrophosporaceae
Source: the annotation of a GenBank genome assembly
GUGAGAUUGUUCCUAAUUUACAUUAUGGAAUAAAUGCUAAAGAAUGGUGGAUUCAAGCUUCACCAAACACAAACAAUAUUUCACCACUAUAUCCACUCAGAGUUGGAAAUAGUAUUAGUCCUGAAUUGCCUGGUUAUUGUUGUCAGUGUGGUUCAUUUACAACUACUGUUGAAGAUUCUUCUACUGCAGCAAUUUCUAACUGUUACCAAAAAUUUUUUAAUGUUGGGACUAGAUUUUCUGGCAUAAAGGUUAUAG